AUGGUGGUGAUGUUCGUCGUGGCAAAGGCAGACCCUCCAACACUGCCGCCACCAAUCCUAAUGACGUUGAUGAACGCGCUGACUCUAAUAAUGACAGAAAAACGACUGGGUUUUGAAGAGAGAAAACGUAUCAUAAAGUGCUACUGGAAGCAGGAAAACAUCACGGAAGCGCAAAGACAAUUUAGACGGCAUUUUCACGAAGAUCCACCGACGCGACGCACCACUGCUCUCAUCCCAGGUAAGUGCAAAUCAGCUGUAACUGUGCAUGACGCCCAUAAGGAGCCUUCCAGAAAAACAAUUGCUGGAAACUCCCAACCGAUCCCCACAGACAAAUCGCUCGUGAGACAGCUAAGAGAUCUUAUUUUCAGUAAAGUGUAUCUCUGCAGCAGUGGUGUUGCUUAUAUCAGAAUCGCCCGCUCUAGAUUAAAUUUCCAAAGCCUUAUAAUUCACACCUUCCCCGCGGCAAUUGGCCUUCCCACUGUCCCAUGGCCACAGCUGCCCAACUGGCCUUCCUGCCGUCCCUGUGGCCACAGCUGCCCAACUGGCCUUCCUGCCGUCCCUGUGGCCACAGCUGCCCAACUGGCCUUCCUGCCGUCCCUGUGGCCACAGCUGCCCAACCGGCCUCCCCGCCGUUGCCGCGGCCCCAGCUUCCCAACUGGCCUUCCUGCCGUCCCUGUGGCCACAGCUGCCCAACCAGCCUCCCCGCCGUUGCCGCGGCACCCAGUUUUCCCAAACCGAUCCCCUUCAGUCCCCGCAGCCCCAGCUGCCCAACCGGCCUCCCCACUAUCCCCGUGGCCCCCGCUGCCCAACCGCCUCCCCGCUGUCCCCCAUGGCCCAGGCGGCUGUCCAACCAGCCUCUCUCCUGUCCCAGCAGCUCCAGCAGCCCAACUGGCCCCCCAUUGCCCUCCUCCCCGCGGCCCCAGCUGCCCAAUCGGCCAGCUGCCCAAUCGGCCCCCCACGUCUCAGCGGCCACAACUACUAAACUGGCCUCACCACCGUCCUUGCGGCCAACCAGCCCCCGCCAUCCCCGCUGCCCCGGUUGCCCAACUGGCCUCCCCACCAUCCCUGUGGACCCAGUGGCCCAACUGGCCCCCUGCCAUGCCUGUGGCCCCAGCUGCUCAACCCGCCUCCCGCCGUCCACGCAGCCCAGGCUGCCCAACCAGCCAUCCCUGUGGCCCCAAACUACCCAACCGGCCUCCCCGCCGUCCCCAUGGCCCCAGCUGUGCCCACCACCCCCCCUCCACCACCAUCCCUGGAGUUCCUAGCUGCCCAAACGGCCUCCCCGCCGUCCCAUGA
Molecule: messenger RNA, 1296 nt
Organism: Macrobrachium nipponense
Lineage: Eukaryota; Metazoa; Arthropoda; Malacostraca; Decapoda; Palaemonidae
Exons: 3
Coding region: 1-1296 (431 amino acids)
Source: RefSeq, a predicted model, not a curated record